UAUGGUUCAUAUAUAUGCAAAGGAGAAUGUUUUAAAAAAAAAAUCAAAGCAUAAAAGAUGUGAAAAAUAUGCACAAAGCUGAAACAUUAACCAAGAAAGCUAACAGUUUAAUUUGUACUACAGCCAAAAGACUAACAUACAUUUGCAUAACUUUUUAUACUACAAUAAUCAGGCAAGCUUUAUCCAAAAGUUUGUAUUCUUUCCUUUAAUCAUAAUUGACAUUAUCUUGAGGUCAGUGAUUGUUUCUCCAUUACUUAUCUUGACUUAUCACUUCUUUGUGUGCACUGCCUUAUCAUUCUGUAAUAGUAAACUGUUGGUCUGCCUGUAUAAAAGAGGAUGCAUUACUAUCGGCACUAGUGUUAGAGUCUGCAGGUGAGUAUACCACAGCAUCAUAGACGUAUGAUAGCACUAUUGCACCAUUUCAUUUUGAAUGGUUCUUAAUGGAAUGCACUGAAUGAGUUUAAAUGUGUUCAACUCAUUUUCUUUCACAGUUGACGUCAGAGCUGAGACAAUGAAGUGGGCCAUUGUUAUUUGUGCCAUGGUGGCACUGUCUGAGUGCCUCUUCCAGGUCCCUCUGGAAAUAGGUAAGACAGCCAGGGAGACGCUGCUGGAGCAGGGUCUGUGGGAGCAGUACAGACUUAAGUACCCAUACAACCCUAUGGCCAAGUUUGAUGAACGCUUUGCUGUGGCCAACCAGCCCAUGACCAACGAUGCUGAUAUAAGCUACUUUGGAAAAAUUUCCAUUGGAACUCCUCCUCAGUCCUUCAAGGUUGUCUUUGACACUGGCUCGUCCAACCUGUGGGUUCCCUCAGUCUACUGCACCAGUGCAGCCUGUGAGAACCAUAAUGAGUACGAUCCUGCCAUGAGCAGCACCUACAGACAAAAUGGCCAAUCUCUUACUAUCCGCUAUGGCACUGGCAGCAUGACUGGCAUUCUUGGAUACGACACUGUGACGGUGGGUGGGCUCGCUGUGAGGAAUCAGAUCUUCGGCUUGAGCAAGACAGAGGCUGACUACAUGGAGUUCAUGCGUACUGAUGGUAUCCUGGGUCUGGCAUACCCAAGCCUGGCUGCUUCUGGCGCAACACCUGUCUUUGACAACAUGAUGAGUCAGGGCCUUGUCGACCAGGACCUCUUCUCUGUGUACUUGAGCCAUAAACCUGAGAAAGGAAGUGUGGUGACCUUCGGUGGUAUGGACCCCAACCACUACUCUGGUUCCAUCAGCUGGAUUCCCCUCUCAAAUGCACGUUUCUGGCAAAUCACAGUGGACAGUAUUACUAUCAAUGGUCAGGUUGUGGCUUGUGAUGGUGGUUGCCAGGCUGUUGUGGACACUGGCACUUCUCUUAUUGUCGGACCUGCGAGCAGCAGCAACAAAAUCAACCAGCUAGUGGGAGCUACCUUCGACCAGCAGCAUUUAACAUACAUAUUCAACUGUGACAACAUUGCUGAAAAGCCAGAUGUGAUCUUCCAUAUCAACGGACAGGAAUUCCCCAUCCCAAGUUCUGCUUACGUUCGUCAGACUAAACACUACGGCUGCAUUACUGGCUUUGGCAAUGGAGGAGACAAACUGUGGAUCCUGGGUGAUGUCUUCAUCAGAGAGUACUACUCCAUCUUCGACAGAGCCAAUAAUAGGGUCGGUCUGGCCAAGGCUAGAUAAGCAACCUGAAGUCACCCUUCCCAAGAGCCUUCUAUCAAUCAUAUCUAUAUCUUAGUGUUUUAGUAGGAUUUCAUGUCAGAAAUUCAAAUAAUUUCCUUGCCUUAUAA
Molecule: messenger RNA, 1761 nt
Organism: Centropristis striata (black sea bass)
Lineage: Eukaryota; Metazoa; Chordata; Actinopteri; Perciformes; Serranidae
Product: pepsin A-like
Exons: 9
Coding region: 455-1654 (399 amino acids)
Biological process (GO): proteolysis
Molecular function (GO): aspartic-type endopeptidase activity
Source: RefSeq, a predicted model, not a curated record